Messenger RNA from Canariomyces notabilis, 522 nucleotides. RefSeq lists its product as uncharacterized. Lineage: Eukaryota; Fungi; Ascomycota; Sordariomycetes; Sordariales; Chaetomiaceae. The transcript has 2 exons. The annotation marks the transcript as partial. The record is from RefSeq and is a predicted model, not a curated record.
AUGCCAACUCAGGCUGGACAUUGCAAAGACAUUGCAAAGACACGCUUGAGCCGAUGGGGCGAGGCGGUCAAGAUCAACGAUGACCCGCGUUUCCGCUCCAGCGCGCCGACCGACAAGUCGGUCCAAUUGGCGCAGUCGAUCAUCGAGGAAAUCGUGCUCCUCUUCGAGUCCGCCCGGAAAACGUCGAAGCGAUACGAGCUCGUUGCAGACCAGCGGCUGAAAGACCUCGCUUGUCCGAGACAGAAAGAUACGAGCCUGGUGAAGAAAACAGCAUGGGCACUCUACGACGGGAAGAGCCUGGAGAAUUUCGUCGACCAAAUCGCCGGCUUUGUUGACGAGCUGGAGAAAGCCUUCCCGGUCGAGGCCGUUUGUCACAAGCUGGCCGGGAUCGAGAUCGAAGAGGUGGAGGACGAAGCAAGUUUGACAAUGCUCAAGGAUGCCGCGGGAGGGAUCGACGAGGAUCUGUCAGGUGCGGCUGCACAGAAGAUCGACGCAAUCGCGGGAAGGAACUUCGCCAAGGAU